CCGCGACCCAAGAAUCACUCCGCCCAUUCAUCAAACCACCCCACCACAACAUCACGCUGCAACGAUCCUUCGAGACGACGGUGACACCUGAGAGGCUUACGCGUCAUUUUUUUUCUUUACCGAAAAGUCGAUAAUACAGCACAAAGAAAACCCCACAAGCCCAGCAUGGCGUCGUCAACACAAACUGCCCCUCAGAAGAAGGAGGACAAGCCCGCCGACCAGACAUCCAAGCUCGAGACCCAGCAAAAAUCAGCGGCGCUUGAGGAGGACGACGAGUUUGAGGACUUUCCAGUCGACGACUGGGCAAUGGAGGAGACGGAAGCUGGCGCGAGCAACGACGCCGCCCAGAAGCACUUGUGGGAGGAGUCAUGGGACGACGACGACACAAGCGACGACUUCUCUCAGCAGCUCAAAGAAGAGCUGAAGAAAGUCGAGGCUUCGAAGAGGAGAUGAGCAGCGGGUUGAUGAGUAUCACGGGCGUUUCCCUGGGCACACGGUAUAGCACGGGACGCAGCCACAAAGUAUCGUGGCUACAAGAAAAGGAUAGACACAGUUGUCGAGCGGGAAUAAACCGCCACCCAAAUAACAUCGUAAUAGACGCCGUCAGAAUUUCAUCGCCAAUGACCCUGUAUCAAACCGGAAUGACUUGAGUGUAUAUGUCAUGGA
Messenger RNA from Pyricularia grisea, 666 nucleotides. RefSeq lists its product as uncharacterized. The record is from RefSeq and is a predicted model, not a curated record. Bases 166 to 453 code for a protein of 95 amino acids. The transcript has 3 exons. Gene Ontology annotation, biological process: mRNA export from nucleus; double-strand break repair via homologous recombination; proteasome assembly. Lineage: Eukaryota; Fungi; Ascomycota; Sordariomycetes; Magnaporthales; Pyriculariaceae. Gene Ontology annotation, cellular component: proteasome regulatory particle, lid subcomplex; proteasome complex.